Molecule: messenger RNA, 2384 nt
Organism: Rubroshorea leprosula
Lineage: Eukaryota; Viridiplantae; Streptophyta; Magnoliopsida; Malvales; Dipterocarpaceae
Source: the annotation of a GenBank genome assembly
AUAGAACACGCGAGCAUCUCUCCACGGAAAUGGCAGCCGAUUAUGGGUUCACUGAAGACGACUUGGUAAUUGAUGAGGGUCUCGGUCACCCAAAGGCCUACGCCAAGAUCUGCCGGGACCGUGGCUUUGGUCCGUACAAUCUCGGGCCUCCCUUCACCUACGCUCCAUAUGUUUUGCAGCAAAAUGAGAUUUUAAGAGCAGAGGAACUGGAGCAGUUCUUCCCAGUUAUUGACCCAAAAGCAAAACCAACAACAAAGCCAAAGAUAUUCGUCAGCCUCCUAUGGAAGCAGCUCAAUCAUUUAGGGAAUGCUGGCUUUGAUCCCACGGUUAUUCGAGUAGACCCAUAUGGCAAUGUUCUGUACUAUCAUGCAGACAAAUCUUCACCUCUUGCUUGGGACAUUGAUCACUGGUUUCCUUGCUCAAGGGGAGGAUUGACAGUUCCAAGCAACCUGAGGAUAUUACAGUGGCAGGUGUGCAGGAGAAAGCAUAAUAAGCUAGACUUUCAGGUUCCAUGGUGGGAUCUUCAGUUGGGUAUUUCUGUUAACCAGUUCUUAUCAAUUUUUGCUUCUUCAAACUCUGAUUUCAGGCACAGGGCAUUUUCCUUCUUGUUUGCAGAAGGUGAAAAUGAAGAAAUAAAUCCUUCACAAACAGUGGAGUCACAUUCUUUCCCACAGCAUUUUGUGGAAUCAAAACACCAAGUAGGCCUCGCCCCAGCUGCCAUUGUUGUAGCUCGGAGGGAGCAUUUUGAUUCUUCAUCCGCCUUGAAAUCACUGGAUUACAAUAGGCAGAUAAGACCACACUCUCCUGCAAUUGCUGCAAGGAAAGGGAGACAUAGUUCUUUAAAAGAAAAUGAAAAUCCUGAUUUUGUUACAAACCCAUACCAAGCCAUUGUAAUGGCCAGAGAUUCCCUCAAACAAAGAGAAGAAUCUCAAAAGAUGCAAUCAGAAAUCCAGAUAUUGGAUGAGGAAGUGAAUGAAAUGAGGAGGAAGAAUGAUGAAGAAAAGCUGACCAUUCAAGAUUUGGAAGUGGAGCUGACCAAACGUAGGAGACGGGCAGAAAAAUGCAGGCGGCUAGCUGAGGCACAAUCUUCAUACAGAACUACACUAGAAAAGAUGAUUCGCGAUGCCAUGCACCAGAGUGUCAUUUAUAAGGAGCAGGUACGGCUGAACCAAGCUGCAACCAAUGCACUCAUGGCUAGGCUUGAAGCACAAAAGGAAAUUUGUGAUGCAUCAGAGAAAGAACUCCACAAGAAAUUUAAACAGCGGGACGAGCUUGAGAAGCAGAUAAGGCCUGAAUGGGGACAUGCAAGGAAGAGAUCAAGAAUGGAUGAUACUUUAUUUGAAGGAAGGGAUAGUAGAAAUGUUCUUUAUUUACCAGGAAUCAAGCCCAGAACACCUUUACACAAGGAACUGAGAGUGUUUCUAGAGGAGGAACAGAAAGCAUCUGAUGCUGGUUUGUCAUUGAAUGAAGAUCCAAAGCAUGAAGAAAUUGAAGAGCAACUGCUAAAUCCUGCAAGAGGAAAACUUGAGGAGCAUGAUAGGAUGACUGGUCCUUUACAGCAUGAUAAUUCAAUUGAGCGGAAACUUCAGAGACUGGAAAUAGUAGAAGACAGUGCACCCAAGAUUCAGUUCCCAGUUCUUCAAGAAUCAGAUAAAGAGGAAGAUGAAGAGAGCAGGAGGCAGCGCGGCAAAGGGAAUGUGGAGAGGUGGCUCCAAAUGUUGUUAGAGAAUGUUCAGGAAGAGAUGGAUCCUGAAAAUAUACAUGCAGUUGAAACCAGUGGAACUGAUGAAAUAAUUAAAAAGUUAAAUGAAAAAUAUCCACAGAAGGAGAAACAGGGAGUGACACAAAUUGUUGAGGAAAAGCAGAAUGUUGUUCGAGAGAAGAGAAAAGACAAGAUUGUUGAGAAAGAAGGUGGUAAAACAGUAGGUAGAAAUGUAACUGCUUGUGAGGAAAGAAAGGAGAAGAAUGGAAAGGAAAGAGUGCUUGUGAGGUCUGAGAGUGCCAGAACUUUUAGGCGGAUCCCAUCUUCUCCAUCUCUCAUCUUGGGUAUGAAAAAAGGAGUGGACUGCAUAAGGAAAAAGCCAAUAGUAAGUAGUGACGAUGAAGAUAAUGACGUAGGAAACAGCCUCCUCAAAUCCUCUAUCAAGACAAUCAAGAAGGCAGUGAGAAUGUGAAAAUCCUUUCCCCUAGGUGUAUGAAUUUGUAAUAUCCUCAAUAUUGUUGUUUUCUCCUUUUUCUUUUUUCUUUUUUAUUAUUAUUUGAGAGUGCCGGUUAUAGCUCCUUAAGUUAAAUAAAUUUAGUGUGAGAUUUAACGUUUUCCAUUGUUUUUGAUGUAUGUAUAAGACUUUGUUGUUGCAGAGAUUUAAUAACAGCUUGUUGUUUUA